UGGCGGUGGCGGUGGCGGUGCCAGCGGUAGCGGUAACGGCACCAGCGGUGGCAGCGGCAGCGGUAACGGUGUCAGCGGUGGCAGUGGCAGUGGCAGCGGCGGUCAACGUAUCGUCAAGGAAGGAUGGCUCCAAAAACGCGGGGAGCACAUAAAAAAUUGGAGAUCGAGGUAUUUUGUCUUGAGGGAUGAUGGUACGCUGGUCGGGUUCAAGGUGAAGCCUGACCCACAGAUGGCUGCCCAAACAUCUACCCAGCCGUUAAAUAACUUCACAGUGCGUGGGUGCCAAAUAAUGUCAGUGGACAGACCUAAACCCUAUACAUUUGUUAUCAGAGGCCUCCAGUGGACGACUGUAAUCGAAAGGACGUUUCAUGUGGAAACGGAGCAAGAAAGGGAAGACUGGGUAGCAGCAAUCAGAUAUGUAGCAGAUAGGUUAGCAAAUGAAGAACAGCAGCAAGAACAACCACAAAUGCAGCAAUCCUCUUCCUCGGAGGACGUUGAUAUGGAAUCGUCAGUGGGUGCUAGAUCUGACUCUUGUAGUUCCUUAGGUGUUGUAUCUACUGAUAUAGACGGUGGUAGUAUCGAUGAAUUGUCAGCGAAAUUCAGUGUCCAAGGAACUUCAAGUAGUAAAAGUACUGGCAAAAAGAAAGUAGUAAGUUAUUGAACCUUAUUUCUGAUUAUUUGGAUAAAUUAUCUUAUC
Temnothorax curvispinosus is the source of this 697-nucleotide messenger RNA. RefSeq names its product RAC serine/threonine-protein kinase-like. The record is from RefSeq and is a predicted model, not a curated record. The transcript is spliced from 3 exons. The coding region runs from base 230 to 661 and encodes 143 amino acids. Lineage: Eukaryota; Metazoa; Arthropoda; Insecta; Hymenoptera; Formicidae.